Molecule: messenger RNA, 1090 nt
Organism: Wyeomyia smithii (pitcher-plant mosquito)
Lineage: Eukaryota; Metazoa; Arthropoda; Insecta; Diptera; Culicidae
Product: general odorant-binding protein 83a-like
Exons: 2
Coding region: 63-503 (146 amino acids)
Biological process (GO): sensory perception of smell
Molecular function (GO): odorant binding
Source: RefSeq, a predicted model, not a curated record
GACGCUGUUGGUUCACAUUUUUCUGCCGUGUUUCGUUCAAGACAGAACAGUGACUUUUUGCGAUGUUCCUGCUGAGCACCGGAUUAUUACUACUUGAUUUGAUGCUCAUCUUUGCCACGGACAAACCUAUGCCACGAAGAGAUGCUGAUUAUCCGCCGCAAUUUGUGCUAGAAGCUGCCAGAAUACCGCACCGGGAAUGCGUUGCCGAAACUGGUGUUGCAGAGGCAGCCAUAAAACGAUUCAGCGAUGUGGAAAUUUUUGAUGACGACGAAAAGUUAAAGUGCUACAUGGACUGUAUGUUUCGGAAGACAAAUCUCACCGACGAAAAAGGGGAGCUGCAUUUCGGAAAGGCACUGGAAUAUGUUCCCCAAGAGUUGGAAGACAUAGCGCUGAAAAUGGGCGUCAAGUGCACAAAGCCAAAGGGUAAAACGUUGUGCGAACGGGCUUUUUGGAUCCACAAGUGUUGGAAAACCGCUGAUCCUGUGCACUACUUCCUGGCAUGAUCGACUGGAAGGGGCUGGCGUUCCGUGAAAUAUUUAAAGUUGAAUAAAAUCUGAAAUGUUUGCAUCUUAUUUCAUCAUUGGUAACCGUUUAUUUUUCAAAUCAUUUAAAUCAUUUCCGUUACAGUUAGUUUAGUUACAUUAUCAUAAAAAAGUCUCAUAUCUUGUGUACCAUGGUGUACAACUGCGCAAGCGUGGGUAACACAGAACUAUUUUUCAAUGCAAAUAAGUCAAAAAAGCUACAGAUUAGGAAUUAUUUCGAUCAGAAAACGUCCACAUGAAUCAUCAACAUUCUGGAAUAUGUUGAUCCUUGUAACGCAGUUAGUUAUCAUCAAGUUCUGUCGGUCCCACUGCUGGUAGAUAUCAAGAAUGGUACAAUUAAAAACGUUAUUUAAGGUUUUUGUUGAUUAUUAAAUAUUCCAGUAACUUAAGCAAAUAAAUAAUAAAUGAAUUUUUCCUAUACCAGAUUGGUAACAAAACAACAAGAAAUUUUUGAAACUACCCAAAACGUACUACAAACAGAUUUUAUGAAAAAAAAAACUAAUUCGAGUAAAAUAAAAUAAUAAUUUACCUACACAUUUUUCCCCGCU